Puccinia triticina is the source of this 819-nucleotide messenger RNA. RefSeq lists its product as uncharacterized. The record is from RefSeq and is a predicted model, not a curated record. Lineage: Eukaryota; Fungi; Basidiomycota; Pucciniomycetes; Pucciniales; Pucciniaceae. The transcript has 6 exons. The coding region runs from base 1 to 819 and encodes 272 amino acids.
AUGUCCUCAUCCAGCCAGUCUAACGAUGAAGCGCAAAACUCACGCCAAACGCCUCAACAGGCCAGCCGUGCGGAAUCACGUUCGUCUUCUCGCUCUGCAUUGAAUCAUUCUAAUGCGCGAAGACACCGGGCUAGUCGUGGUGCCCCCUAUGCGCCGCCUCUGCGAGGUUCGCAAGCAAAUCCUGAUCGGACUCAAGGAUUGGCCGAUGGGCCCGCAAGGCCUGGUCAUGCACAGGAAAGCCCUGAUCAUGUCAGAAUGCAAUCAAACGAGUUUAAACAAGAUUACCUGCCCGCCGGGUAUAUGGAUAGAGACCCGGCAGCAGUAGCGAGCGUCAAUUCCGAGUUGCGUGAUAGGUUGAAACACGAGCGCGGUGCAAUGCGCAAUUUGUUGCUGAGCAUGGUUCACAGCCCUUUGGGCGAACCGUUGACACACCCAGUUCCCACCUUGACCAACUUGAUUAUUGAUAUGCAAUCUCGGAUGUUGCCUAACUCCGAGGGAGACCUUCACACCGACACUCGGGUCAGGGCGCGCAUUGCUUAUCUGAGGAUUCAGACGAUUUGUCACUAUGCCCGUUGGGUGCCGGGGGAUAUUAAUCGGCAGUGGGCUUUAAUUGACAAGCAACUACAGGAGCUCCGAGGACGUUUUUUCAAGCUCAUACUUGAGCUGGAUUCAAGCUCAUUCAGAGACCAAUUCUUCUCUUGGCUUGACGUGGAGAAUAUCCGGCCCCCCACCGACCUCGAGGUGAUGGCCAAGAUGGCAAUCAUUGCAGAAGAAAACGCGACCCAACCUUUGCCAACGGCCAGCACCGGAUCCCAUUGA